Molecule: messenger RNA, 835 nt
Organism: Porites lobata
Lineage: Eukaryota; Metazoa; Cnidaria; Anthozoa; Scleractinia; Poritidae
Source: the annotation of a GenBank genome assembly
AUGCCUACUUCGACGUACAUUACCCUGGUAAUAAUCUACACUCUGGAAGCCGUCCUUAUCGUCUUCGGAAACGCAUUCACGAUCUUUGUUUUCUGGACCGAGAGAUCCCGCCUAAAACGAACUUAUUUUCUUUUGAUUAACCUCGCAGUCGCUGAUAGAUGCUGAUUUACUUGUGGGGAUUACGGAACUUUUAAUCACUGGAACUGUUAAAUCUCAUAAUGUAGGGGAGAGUUACGGUUUUUUGAUGCGGAGCCGAGCAAACCCGAUAGCGGCUUUUAUACUUUUCUUUUCGGGUGCGUCCGUUUAUUUUCUUGCGCUUAUCUCCAUGGAACGUGCUUUCGCUGUCUUACGGCCAAUCCGUCAUCGCAUCACAAACAGUCGAGUUUAUAACUGUAGCAUCGUUAUCGUCUGGGCCGUCGGCCUUGUUGUUUUUGGUUUAACAGUUUUAUCUUUCCAUUAUUCAGAUUUAGUGGAGGAAUAUGUUUUCCUCCCUUUUAGGACAUGCCUUCUUAUUUCCUUUUUGAUAAUCUGUGUUAGUUACCUAAGCAUACGCACUCGAUUGCGAGCACCACCACCCGCGGAGUUAGACAAUCAUAGGCAUCGAUCAAGGGAGCACAAUUUACGAUUUUCAAAAACAGUUUUUAUAGCAAUUGCUUCAUCGCUUGUGUUUUGGAUGCCUGCUUUUGUUGUGUACUCAACGAGAGAAUUUUGUCAGCGAUGCUUUUUACACCACUGGUGUUUUGGCUUGUGGAUGCCUGUAUCUGGCAAAUUCUAUGGUGAAUCCUCUCGUGUACAGUUUCAGAAUGCAAAUUUUCAAAGACGCUUUACCCAAAUU